This is a messenger RNA of Acanthoscelides obtectus, 761 nucleotides long. The record is from the annotation of a GenBank genome assembly. NCBI's taxonomy places the organism in Eukaryota, Metazoa, Arthropoda, Insecta, Coleoptera, Chrysomelidae.
AUGAUCUUAGGGAACUCUGUUGAAUUCCUUUGUGCUUUGAGAGUGUAUAGAAUUGGAAGAAGGAGCAUCACUUUUAUAAUAGUCUCCAAAGGAUAGAACUAUGGAUGUAUGUUUGCACAGGAAUACAUGGGGUGAUUACUGUAGACCAGUGGUUGCCAACCUUUUCAGUGUGGUGAGCUACUUUGAUAAUUCUGGAAUAAACAGUGAGCUACCUAUAUAUAGUUAUAAGCAAUGUAAGCCAACUUAAAUGAAAUUAUACACAAUUGUAUGCAACAUACAUGUGUUUAUUUUACUAAUACUAAUAAACUUGAAUAAACUUUCAGUAACUGAAAAGUGGCUGCUUGCACUUUUCAUUGCUGCUACUUAUGGCAGUCACAGCUAUUUGGCCAUCAGACUUUACUAUAACUUUAAUCUAUACUUUGAUAAUAGCAAUGUUUAAUCUUAAGAUGUUCAUAUAUUCUUCAAUCAUACCUUUCAAAUUCAGCAAAUAACAGUGCAAUGUCCUUUUUGAAAUAUAAAUCACAGUCUAAUAAUAUUGCAUGGUGUUGAUUUUGAGGUGCUAUCCUAUAUAAGCCUAAGGAUAUGUAGAAUAGAGCAUCACUGUAAUAAGUACCUGCAAAAAAAAGAUUAUGUACCGAAACUGUAAAAUAUUUAUUUCAAUAAAAGUAAGAUAAUGUAAUAUAAAAGUAGUUCUGGCAUGACAAUUGGAGAUAAGUUACUUUUCGAUUUCCAGUUAAGAGGUUUAUAACCCAAUAAAGAGC